Molecule: messenger RNA, 237 nt
Organism: Trichomonas vaginalis G3
Lineage: Eukaryota; Parabasalia; Trichomonadida; Trichomonadidae
Product: protein of unknown function, DUF4106 family
Exons: 1
Coding region: 1-237 (78 amino acids)
Source: RefSeq, a predicted model, not a curated record
AUGGACACAGACACAGGCAUGCACCAAAACCAACACAACAACCAACAGUUCAAAAUCCAGCACAACAACCAACAGUUCAAAACACUGCACCACAACCAACAGUUCAAAACACUGCACCACAACCAACAGUUCAAAACACUGCACCACAACCAACAGUUCAAAACACUGCACAGCAACAACCACAAACAGAGCAAGGACAUAAAAGAAGUAGAGAACAAGGAAACCAAGAAUUCUUAA